This is a messenger RNA of Sphenostylis stenocarpa, 993 nucleotides long. Lineage: Eukaryota; Viridiplantae; Streptophyta; Magnoliopsida; Fabales; Fabaceae. The record is from the annotation of a GenBank genome assembly.
AUGAUGAGUACAACGUUUACGCGUUUACAGUUCCAGAAGAGAGAAGAUGAGAAAUCUUGUCCACUUGCUCUGACAACUUGCUUCAACCCACUCUUUUGCACUAUCACAAUAGCCUAUAUAUUUCAAGCCACAAAAGAAGAAACACCAACCAAAGACACCACACAACACUCAGAAAUUUCCUUUUCCAUGCCCCUCUCUCCCUCUUCCAUGGCCUCAAUCCCACAGUUCUAUCCAAACUACACGUUCACUACUCACGAUCUUUCCGAGUUCCCUACCCCACUCAUGAGUAGCAACGCCUCAGUUAUGGACAACACCAUGUGGGGUGGUCAAGAUAGCUUGAUUCCUGUGCUUGAUAUGAAUAAUGGCGCGCUUGAUCAUAUUGUGUCACUGGAUUGUGAUACCAUGGCUUGUGCCAGUUGGAUGCCAUCCUUUUCUGAGCAGCUUGGGGGCCUUUCAGACUUGGCCAUUUCAGACUGCAAAAUGGGCUUCUAUGGAGGCUUUCAGAACUUCAACAGCAGAUACCAGCCAAAUAUUGGGGACUUUGGAGAUGAAUGUUGUGGGUUUGUGGAGGAUGUUAAACCUCCUGCUUAUCCUAAUGCUGCAAGAGAAAACUGGGGACUUCAAGGUAAUCAAAUGCAAGCAGUUGAAGAGCCUAACAUAAAGGUAGGAAGGUACUCAGAAGAAGAGAGGAAAGAGAGAAUUCUCCGAUAUUUGAAGAAAAGAAAUCAAAGAAACUUUAACAAAACCAUCAAGUACGCAUGUCGGAAAACCUUAGCUGAUAGGCGAGUCAGAGUUAGGGGAAGGUUUGCAAGAAACAAUGAGCUUUGUGAAGAAGACAUGGCAUCAAAAAAGCACGAGAAUCAUCACCACAAAGAAGACUUCUACGGUGGUGAUUCAAUCCAGUUCCAGUUAAAGAAUGAUGAGGAGGAUUGGCUGCAAGAGGCUAUGGCAAGUCUUGUUUAUCUAUCUCAUUCUUCACCUGAAGAUAUGUAA